AUGCCCUUCAAAGGAUUUGCCACUCUGAAGGAAUCAUUCUUCAAACCGGUCAAAGAGGAAGCCAAGUACGCGGUGGGAGACUCACUGGGUGAUAUGCGCAGAGCUGUGGAUGGCACGAACGUGGAAGAGGAGGAAGAAAUUGAGUUGAAUGAAGAUGGUCAGCCAGUGAAGACUGCGGUACUGAAGCAGCCAUUAUGUGACUGUCACUGCUUUGGAAUGCCCAAGCGUUACAUCAUUGCCAUUAUGAGUGGACUUGGAUUCUGCAUCUCGUUUGGCAUCAGAUGCAACUUGGGUGUGGCAAUAGUUGAAAUGGUCAACAACAACACCAUCUAUGUGAAUGGGAAGGCAGAGAUUGAGAAACCUCAAUUCAACUGGAAUCCGGAGACUGUAGGGCUGAUUCACGGGUCCUUUUUCUGGGGUUAUAUCGUAACUCAAAUCCCAGGGGGAUUUAUCUCCAACAAGUUUGCUGCAAACAGAGUUUUCGGAGCAGCUAUAUUUUUGACCUCAACACUGAACAUGCUCAUCCCAUCAGCAGCGAGAAUACAUUUUGGCUGCGUUUUGUUUGUAAGGAUACUUCAAGGUCUUGUGGAGGGAGUCACCUACCCAGCAUGCCAUGGGCUCUGGAGCAUGUGGGCCCCACCGCUUGAAAGGAGUCGAUUGGCUACUACGUCUUUCUGUGGUUCCUACGCAGGGGCUGUUGUGGCGAUGCCACUCGCAGGAUUGUUGGUCCAGUACAAAGGCUGGUCUUCGGUUUUCUAUGUUUAUGGUAUGUUUGGAAUGAUAUGGUACAUAUUUUGGAUGCUCUUUGCCUAUGAGAGUCCAGCAAAGCACCCAACAAUAACAAGUGAAGAGAAAACAUAUAUUGAGACCAGUAUUGGGGAAAGGGCCACCCUAAUAAAUGCAAACCAGAAAUUCAGGACCCCAUGGUUGAAGUUCUUUACCUCCAUGCCUGUUUAUGCCAUCAUCGUGGCCAAUUUUUGCAGAAGUUGGACCUUCUACUUAUUGCUCAUCAGCCAGCCUGCCUACUUUGAAGAGGUCUUUGGUUUUCCAAUCAGCAAGGUGGGUAUACUGUCGGCUGUGCCUCACAUGGUGAUGACCAUUGUUGUGCCAAUUGGUGGACAGAUAGCCGAUUUCCUGAGGAGCAGGAAUAUUCUAUCCACAACAGCUGUCCGGAAAAUCAUGAAUUGCGGAGGCUUUGGCAUGGAGGCUACCCUGUUGCUGAUUGUUGGCUACUCCCACACCAGAGGUGUUGCAAUCUCUUUUUUGGUCCUUGCUGUUGGAUUUAGUGGAUUUGCGAUUUCUGGGUUCAAUGUAAAUCACUUGGACAUCGCCCCUCGCUAUGCCAGCAUUCUGAUGGGGAUAUCCAAUGGCGUGGGAACGCUGUCGGGAAUGAUUUGUCCAUUAAUUGUUGGAGCAAUGACGAUACACAAGACACGUGAAGAGUGGCAGAAUGUGUUUGUGAUCGCCUCAGUGGUCCAUUACAGCGGAGUCAUAUUCUACGGAAUCUUUGCUUCAGGUGAGAAGCAGGACUGGGCUGACCCCGAGAACACAAGUGAAGAUAAGUGUGGCAUCAUUAGCCAGGAUGAACUGGCUGAGGAGACAGAACUUAACGAUGAGAGCUACAUCAGUCCAAAGAAAAAGAUGUCCUAUGGUGCUACAGGCGAAAUCAAUGGAGCCCGGAAAGACAGCUGGAGGAAGAAAAGGGGAAUAGCACGUGAAGAAUUGGGAGAAGAUCAGAAUACUUAUCAUUGUGAAAAUGGAAACUAUCGAGAUAUGUCACAAUGAGAUCAUGUGAUCUGGACUACCUGCUGUGACUAAGUAUCAAGGUUCAAGGCAGAAUCUGUUUUAUUGGCUUAUAAAUGGUAUAUUUAACAACUUCAUAAAAAUUGUUGGCCUUUUUUUAAAGAUUGCAGUGGUAGAAAUGGCCUUCCCUCAAAUUGUACAAUUGGUUACUGGUGACUAUAAAUAUU
Molecule: messenger RNA, 1970 nt
Organism: Carcharodon carcharias (great white shark)
Lineage: Eukaryota; Metazoa; Chordata; Chondrichthyes; Lamniformes; Lamnidae
Gene: slc17a8
Product: solute carrier family 17 member 8
Exons: 12
Coding region: 1-1785 (594 amino acids)
Biological process (GO): transmembrane transport; synaptic transmission, glutamatergic; regulation of synapse structure or activity
Cellular component (GO): excitatory synapse; synaptic vesicle membrane
Molecular function (GO): neurotransmitter transmembrane transporter activity; L-glutamate transmembrane transporter activity
Source: RefSeq, a predicted model, not a curated record